Molecule: messenger RNA, 1761 nt
Organism: Saccostrea cuccullata (small rock oyster)
Lineage: Eukaryota; Metazoa; Mollusca; Bivalvia; Ostreida; Ostreidae
Exons: 2
Coding region: 676-1761 (361 amino acids)
Molecular function (GO): nucleic acid binding; zinc ion binding
Source: RefSeq, a predicted model, not a curated record
AUGGUUGACAUACAGUCCAAGAUGAGUGGCUAAAUUUUUUCUUUCAACGGUAACCAUUUCUCCAAAGGGGUUCCUGAUGUUAUCCAAUGUUAAUCUAUCCAUGUGUGUGUUGGCAAUGAACUUACCAGACCGGGAUACCCACUGGGAGCCAGUUGGCGGGAGUCCGUCGUGAAACGGGUCGUGUCUGGAUAGACGUGGUUUAGAGUCAACGAUAUUGAGGAUUAAUAGAGACUUUAAUUUCUGUGUAUUGUAAAUAAUAGCUGUAAAAAUAUGUUGUAAAUAUUGUUUUUAUUGAUUUUAUUUAUAGAUAAAAAAAUUGUAAAUAGAAAAAAAAAAUUUGUUAUAUCUGACUGGACAGAGCACGACGGCUGUCGUGACAAAUUGGUGUCAGAAGUGGGAUUAGUCUGUUCAGUCAGGAGUAUUUUUGUAUAUUACACUUAUGUUUUUUUUUCUUUAAUCAUUUUUGUUGUAUUUUGCAGUCAAAGAGUUUGUAGAUUUUUGACAGUCUCAGGGUGUGAGUACUUGGUUUAUUGAUGGAGCCCCAAAUGGAGAAAGCUAGGUUACCGUUGCUUUGUUUCGUAUGAAUUGAGUUUGUAUACUUAAUUUAUCUGUUGAGAUACUAGUAUACACAUUUUUGAGAAAGAUUUUUCACAUUUCAUUUUGUUUUGAAAAUCAAUGUUGUUCUACUGGAUUGUAGUAAUAUUUUUCAUAUUUAGUCAGUUAGUGUUAAGUUCUAUUACAAUGUCGACAUUGAAAGAACUUGCAGAAUAUGGACAGAGUCUGAACUUGACUGGUGCGGACUUGCAGCAGUUUAUACAGCAACAACAGGCACAUCAGCGUGAGCUACGAGCGGCGGAAAGGGAGAAAGAGAAGCAGGACAGGGAGUAUCAUCUCAGUAGAGAAGCACUUGAAAUUGAGAAACUCAAACUACAGGAAAAGAAAGGUAUGGAAGAGAUUGAGAGUAAAUUCAUGCAAACUAUUCAAACCUUAGAGCAAAAGUUAGCUGUAAAGGAGUCAGAAACGAAAUCAGAAAAUCCUAGUAAUGCAAAGUUUCCAAAAAUGCCUGUAUUCGAUGAAGUUAAGGAUGAUAUCGAUUCUUAUUUGAGACGUUUUGAAAGGUACGCUGCAGCACAGAAAUGGAAGUUUGACAGUUGGGCUGUUAACUUGAGCGCACUACUCAGAGGUCGUGCACUGGAUGUAUAUGCACUGUUGCCGCAGGAGAAAGCGUUGGACUAUGAUGCUUUGAAGACGGCGUUACUAAAAAGGUUUGAAAAGACGGAGGAUGGAUUUCGUCAAAAGUUCCGUAAGAGCAGACCUGAGGUAGGGGAAACUUUUUCACAGUUUGUUGUUCGUCUCGGUAGUUAUCUCGAUAGGUGGAUUGAACUUGGUCGAGUUAACAAGACUUUUGAUGGCCUCUACGAUAUGAUACUCAGAGAUCAGUUUCUGUUCAUGUGUAACAAAGAAUUGACAUUGUUUUUGAAAGAACGCAUACCGAAAAACAUCAGAGAAAUGUGUGAUUUAGCAGAUCAGUUUAGAGAGGCAAGGCAUGUUAACAUUCAGACAUUAGUUCAUUUUAGCAAGAAAGAGAACUCUCCAGGAAAAAGUCAGGCAUCGAGAGAACAGGAACAGCGAGAUCAGAAACCAGGAUUGAAGUUUCAACCCAUGAAAACUCCAAUAAAGAAAGAAGUUCGUUGCUUCAAGUGUGACAGACUGGGCCACAUAGCAUCUCAGUGCCACCAGACUCAGAAGAACCGGAACUAA